AUGUCGAUGUCGAUGCUCUUCCCCCGCGUGCGCCUGGGUGCGCAGACUACGCUGCGCAGUGUCGCGCCUGCGCGUCUGAGCGUGCGCCCCGCUGUUCGUGCGUACCGCACGCAGGCGGCUACCAUGCCUGUGCAGAGUGGCCGCUUCAUUGCGUCGGCUGGCCUCAUGGCCGGCACCUCGGCGCUGCUGGCCGGUGCGUACACCUGGAGCAUGCAGCCCGUUGCGUGCGAGGCACGUAUCCAGAACCCGCCUCUGCCUGAGCCAAAGACCAAGGAGGAGGCCAAGAGCAUCGUGAACCUGUACGAGCUCUCGUUUGGCACCGUGUGCGGCCUGUGCGCCGGUAUCUUUAUCAAGAAGGGUCUGAAGCUUGUCGCGAUUCUGCUGGGUGGUACCUAUGUACUUCUGCAGUACCUCGCCUCGCGCAGCUUUAUCAAGGUGAACUGGUCGAGCAUCGAGUCGGUGUACAACUCGUCGCUGAACGGCCUCGCGGGACCCGCCGAUGCAGCCAGCGGCAAGGCGCAAAACUACCCCCUGGUGCGCAUCUGGCGCCGCACGGUCAACUUCCUCACGGCCGACUUCCAGCAGCGCGCGACGUUCAUCGCCGGUCUCGUCCUGGGUCUCCGCCUGGGAUAA
Messenger RNA from Malassezia japonica, 633 nucleotides. RefSeq lists its product as uncharacterized. The transcript has a single exon. Lineage: Eukaryota; Fungi; Basidiomycota; Malasseziomycetes; Malasseziales; Malasseziaceae. The coding region runs from base 1 to 633 and encodes 210 amino acids. The record is from RefSeq and is a predicted model, not a curated record. Gene Ontology annotation, biological process: autophagy of mitochondrion. Gene Ontology annotation, cellular component: mitochondrial outer membrane.